Messenger RNA from Eutrema salsugineum, 640 nucleotides. RefSeq lists its product as uncharacterized. NCBI's taxonomy places the organism in Eukaryota, Viridiplantae, Streptophyta, Magnoliopsida, Brassicales, Brassicaceae. The record is from RefSeq and is a predicted model, not a curated record. Bases 89 to 397 code for a protein of 102 amino acids. The transcript has 7 exons.
AAACACAUUUUCUUAUCUCAUCCUCUUCCUCUUAUUUUUUCCCAGUCCUCUGAACCUCUCUAAGGACGCAGAAGAAGGUUCGAGAAAAAUGGCGACGGGUUACAACAGAGCCGACGAUUGCUUAUUUUCUCAACAACAAGAGUCUAACUCUGGUGAAAACAAGUAUGGAGGACUUGUGCCAAAGAAAAAGCCUCUGAUCUCGCAGGAUCACAAACGUGCUUUCUUUGAUUCAGCAGAUUGGGCUUUACAAAAGCAAGAUGCAAAUAUAGAUGAGAGAACGAUAGCGGAAAUUGAAAAUUUAAGACCCAAAUUACAGAGAACACCUCGCAAGCAACUCCCCCCUAGAAGACCUACCUGUGCAACUGGACAAGAGAAUCUGACAGAUUCGAGCUUUUAGGGUGCAAUGAAAAGGGUUUGACAUGGAAACGGAACGUGAUUGGUUUGGUGAGCCUACUCACGUGUUUCAUGUUUCCAUUAAAAAAUAGACUUUUUAUGCAGUUUAUGGAUAGUUUGUUCUGUUUUGGCCCUUGGUCCAUAAAAUGCUUGUCGUUUCAAUAAAUGGUACAGACCCUAUUGUUGCUGAAUAGACCCUAUUGUUCUAUUUUCUUUUUCUCCAAUGCAUAAACCGUUUGAUAUUUUA